Penicillium taxi is the source of this 447-nucleotide messenger RNA. RefSeq lists its product as uncharacterized. The coding region runs from base 1 to 447 and encodes 148 amino acids. The transcript has a single exon. Lineage: Eukaryota; Fungi; Ascomycota; Eurotiomycetes; Eurotiales; Aspergillaceae. The record is from RefSeq and is a predicted model, not a curated record.
AUGUACGCUAUCAAUCUGGCGCUGUUCUCAAUGCUGGAGCAGGAGUCGUUUGAUAUACUCGACCGAGACUUCUUAUCUCUCGCUAGCGCGUUCUCAAUUGUGGCUAGUCGCUCUGCGUUGGGGCGAAAUCUGUUUCACAUAUUUCGUCAGUCUGUGCGAGCCAAGGCCCAAGGAAAAAGAAUCCGAGAUCUACAGUCAAUACCCGAACCACUAAAGGAUCUUUUCGACGAGGAUGUUUUUGCUAUUGGGCAUUGCCGAUUUGAUGAGUAUGCUGAGGGUCUUGAGAAGCUCAACCAGGAUGCCAAAUACCAUGGGAUCGGCGGUGGUCAGAGCGGCAAUAUCCAGGAAUACCCCGGGCUUGGUCUGUCUGAUAUGUUGGACCGUUAUGAGAGUUUGAGCUUGGGUAAGGAUUAUAUUGUCAUGGAGAGAUAUCGUCCUAGCGUUUGA